AUGCCUUCACCAUAUCGGAGAUCGUGCCGAGACUGCGUGAAAGCGAAACGACGCUGUGACCUGAAUUCCCCCUGCUAUCGCUGCCGGGUUCGGUCCUUGGAGUGUACAUAUGAGAACCUGCGAAGCACGAGACCUGUAGUGGUAGCUGAAGUUGCAGAUGGUGAAGACUCAACGUCGACAGUCUCCCCGCGGAGUGUGACCGGGAUCACCGCUGCCGAGAUGCCGGAUGUGAAUAUGGCUGUCGGACCCUUGGACGUAUAUAAUAAUGCUACCGCGGGUCUGACCUUGACUGGGUCGACUAUCCCUUAUUUCCCGGACUAUGACCUGGACUGGCCGGAUAUCAUGGAAAAUAUCGACAACUUCGCGGUCCCGGACCAAGUUGGGGCAGAUAAUACGGCACCGACUAAAAGUGUCCUGGCAGGUGAGAUAUAUCAAGAACGAAUUAUUUCGGCCGUGAAGCAUUUCAAGUCCUGGCCAGGUAUCUACGCAAAUCGUGGACAUAUCCCGUUCAUACACGCGCGGUUAUAUACAUUCCAUUUGCCAUCGGUCAUGCAAGAAGCUCUGGGAAUGUGCUCCCUUUAUACUAUGAGAAAUAGUCACAACGAACACUUGGUCAACCGGUGCAUCAGCCAAGCGGCGCGACGAUUAGUAAAGGAGCACUACGAGUCAGACAAUAUGCCAGUCACAGAGCAAUUAGCUUCAGUACAGGCAUUGUGCCUCUACCAGAUCGUUCAACUAUUCGAUGGGGAUAUUGCGCUGCGAUCGCAAGCCGAAGCAGCAGGGCCUGUCCUGGAUCGAUGGCUACGACGGCUCCAGUCCCAUGCCAAGCCUGUUAGCGAUGCAUUGAGAAAUGCAACUCACACGGGGUCUGCACACGAUGCAUGGUGGGCAUGGAUAGUUGAUGAAUGUGUACGACGAACCCUCAUCGUCGGGUUUUCCAUUGAAGGGCUCUAUUCGUUUCUCAAGAACGGCUGGGAUGCUUCCCACCAUGAUUUUGCGGAACUUAGUUUCUACGCACAGCGGGCGCUCUGGGCUGCACCAUCCGAAUACUUCUGGACGGCAGCUCUCCAGGACCACUUGUUGCUUCCAGUGUGGUUUCGGACAUGGGAGUCCGAUAUGGCCCAAGCGCAACCUUCAGAUAUGGAAGAACUCGGGAUGAUAAUGAUGGGAUUCAUCAAGGGAAUAGAUUACUGUCGUCACUGGGUAGGAAAAGAGGCACUCCAUGAAUUUGGUCUCACUUUACCCGAAAUUGGCUCGUAA
This is a messenger RNA of Penicillium lagena, 1260 nucleotides long. RefSeq names its product Zn(II)2Cys6 transcription factor domain-containing protein. The transcript has a single exon. Gene Ontology annotation, biological process: regulation of DNA-templated transcription. NCBI's taxonomy places the organism in Eukaryota, Fungi, Ascomycota, Eurotiomycetes, Eurotiales, Aspergillaceae. The record is from RefSeq and is a predicted model, not a curated record. Bases 1 to 1260 code for a protein of 419 amino acids. Gene Ontology annotation, molecular function: DNA-binding transcription factor activity, RNA polymerase II-specific; zinc ion binding.